AUGGCUUCGAAACGGGAUUCAUCGGCAUCGUCGUCGAUCCGUGACUCGCUCACAUCGGCCUCACGCUUCUCGUCGUUGCUAUCGCCCUCUUCGACGUCAAGUCUGACGACGAUCAGCUCGUCUUCAACCGCGACGGCCGGAGGUGGGGGCGUCGUUCCCGGUGGUGGUUCAACGAGUAACAACCACGGCGGCUCAUCACGCGUCACCUCCCUGUCGGGCACCCCAAGUAGUGGUGGUCUAUCCUCCUUUGCGAUCGGUCUUCCUUCGCUCCCCUCCGUCCCAGGUCUGGGUAGUUCGUCCUCUUCGAACGUCAAUGGAACCAGUUCAAUCGUAGGAGCUUACGGAUCCAAUGGCAGUCCCAUUACGACGACGCGACGCAUGACGCUCAUCUACGAUCGACCUAUUACCAAGACUCGAGGCAGCGAGAUCAGCCUUGGCGCUUGGAGUUAUCUGUUGGCCGAGAUCGUGCAGUACACCCAGAAGCGGGUUAGCGGUAUUGGCGAGUUUGAAAAGAGGCGAGUCGCCCAUCCUAUGGUUAAUGGAGUUGGGACACCCAAAAAAACUUACGUUCAAGUCGAACUCUAUUCUACAGACUGAAUAUCUUAGGUUACCGGAUCGGCGUACGACUCCUCGAGCUCCUACCUCUACGCGAUCAUCUGCACCCCCUCUCCUCGCGUUCGCCACCCCCUCCGACCCGAACGCUCCGACUGCUCCCGAUCCUAACCUACGUGCACUCGAUCGUCUAUCGAUACCUAUUCAACCGACCCGCCGAUUCAUUGGAACGCUCGACGGAGAACAGCGACGAAUACAUGAUCGGGGACAACGAUAUGGUGCUGACGAGGAACAUCGAGGUGCCCAAGGAGAUGAGCGAAUUGAGUUGCGCGGCGUUGGUCGCCGGGAUCAUCGAAGCCGUUUUGGAUGGCGCCGGAUUCGUGAGUUUCUUUUUCUUUUGCUGUUAGGAGCGGCGAUGAACGAAGGGGGGUUUGUGCUGAGGUGUAAACUGGAUUCGUCAUAAUAGCCGUCAAGAGUAACCGCUCAUUCGGUGCCGACGUUGGCGCAUCCGAGAAAGACGGUGAUUCUGAUCAAGCUCGCUCCCGAGGUCUUGAAGAGGGAAGCGGCGUUGGAUGGCACGUAG
Microbotryum saponariae is the source of this 1135-nucleotide messenger RNA. The record is from the annotation of a GenBank genome assembly. Lineage: Eukaryota; Fungi; Basidiomycota; Microbotryomycetes; Microbotryales; Microbotryaceae.